CCUUACAAAAAUGGUCGCCAGCGUUAAUACGACAUUCGUCUGUGUAUUUUAAGGGCGAUCCGCAAUGCCCGCAUAUUUUCCUUAAUGUUGAUUCGCAUUAAGCGAAAAUGAUAUCAGUAUAUCACGAGCUGUGGGCAUAGGUCUCCACGCUCUUUUCUACCGGCCGUUUGGAUUUGUUCAAGUUACAAACGAGUUUAAAUGUUUGUCAAUAAUUUUUAUCUUGUGUCGUACUCUUGAAUUUUUGUGUCAGUGGAGAGAACAUAUUGUGAAUGUCGGAUUAGCGCAGUCAUAAACUGCACAUUUAAUAUUAUUUGAUGCAGUCUCGUGGUAGCUUGUGGUGAUUUGUGAAUGAAAACCGUGUGUCUGCAGAAUGGCUGUCAGCGCGUCCUUUUAUCGAAAUGUCUUUUUAUUGAAUCAAUUGGUUCCGCCGGAUCACGACUUUAAGAAAAUCUUUCGCGAAGGAAUGUUCGAUAAACCAAAUACUACGGGAUUUAUAUACGUUUCGCACUAUUUGCUGACGAUAUAUGACGCCGAGCGUUUUAAGAAGCUAGUCGAGUGGCCAGUAAUUUGCAAGAAGACUGAGACAAAAUAUCGUAAUAGUGUCAAAGACUAUUUGAAUGUUAUCGCAUUAGAAAAUCCUGACAUGGGAUUCCCACGUGUAGUCACUACGUACUUACAUCAUGCAAGUGGCACUAAGUUUAUGAUUAUAAUGUGGAAGCUGUCUCAACUUGUACUAAGAAUGUAUAUUACACGUGACGGUGAACAUAAAGUUGUAUUUAUGCCAAAGUCAGGUCUUGCAAGUGAUCUAAUUAAAACAUAUCUACAACAGUCCAAAGCAAAUGUCACUUGUGAUUUGACGAGUCGUCACAGAAAUUGCAUACAAAUGGAAAAAGCUGCAAAUUUUGCAUUAACAGAGGAGAGAGAACAUCUAGCUAAAAUUAAGGCAGAAUUGUUUGACAAGAAACAGUCUCUUGCAAAGUGCGCAUCUGCAGCUCCUGUUGCUCAUUCUAUAAAGCAAUAUUUAACAAAUGUCGAAGAUGCAACAAUCAUAUUGAUGUGGAAAAAUAGUUUAAAUAAAAAUAUACAAUACAUACGAAAACAAAACGAUAUAUUGAGUAACGUGGAAAGUGAGUGUAAAAACACAAGUAGUAUAAUAACAAAUCUGUUGAACGAUGUAAAAGGCCUGGAUAGCAAGCAGCUAGAAAAAAUCAAUUGUUCUUUGAUAUCGGAAUUAUCAUUUCCAUGUGAUGUACAGCAUUGUCUCCAUCAUUUAUAUAAUGAUAAUAAAUUGGUAUAUCACAAUUUCAUGCGUUUGCUCACUUUGAUACUGUAUAAAAUAUUUCAAUGCCUGAAAAAGGAAAAUUUAGUAGAUUUAUCGCAGUGUCUCUUGCAAGUGAAAGCAAGUGCAGAAGAUAUGAAAUCAAUGUGCAAUGUAUUAAAAACUUUUUUGGCAAGCUUGAUAAAUUCCAUGGCGGAAACACAAAGUGUUUUGUGUAUAAAAAAUAUCGAGCGGACCAUAUCCGAGGAAGAUUUAUUACCCUUUGUAAAAAGUGUGCUCCUUAUGCCCUCACCUCUUAUUAAAAUUAAUACUAAUUGUGCGGAUGAAAGAAACAAUACACAAUUAUUGCAGUUUACUCCGAGUGAAAUUACACAUAAAUCAUUAUUUUCGAGAUACAUACGGCACAAUCAAAAUUACACGCCAGAUUUGAAAACGAAUUUAUUCGUAUCGCGUAUUAAUAUGGACAGUACUAUAUUAUUAGACAGUAAUGAAAAACAAGGAUUGAAUAUGACACGUUUCAUGACACCCAAGGUGAAACAAUUAUGUAAAAAACCAACAGGAAAAUACUCCCGGUUAUUUUCUUCAAGCAUGAAUAGAAACAUAAAAGCUAAUUGUAGCAUGAUGUCUCUGCCAUCUACCGCGCAAGCCAAUUCUUCUGUCAUUGCAAAUACAAUAGAGGAAAUACCCAGUUCAUCGGAUUUUAAUUUAGACACCAUAGCAAAGGGUUUUUUCAAUUGGAGUGAAGAAUCUUUCAAAGUUUCAUCUUCGUCUAUAAAAAUCACUCCGAAAAAACGAAAUAUUUCACAAGUUAUAUCUCAAACGAAAGAUAAAGUCGAUCGCGAGAUUAAAAUAAAUAAACCGGAAUUAGAUGAAUUUACAGAGGUACAGUUUAUAAAUAAUGAGAACAAGAGCACAGUUGUAAAACAUGAAAGUAAUUCGAAAAGGCGGUCUAUUAGUGACUUGGUAGAACGUUAUAAGAAGUUGCUGGAAGCCAGCAAUUCCAUUACAUCAGAGUUAGAAAAUAAGUGCAUAGAACAUGAAAUUGAAUAACAAAAAGCAAAAAACAAAAACACUUCUAUCUGUAAAUUUUUCGAAGUGAAAGGUUUAUCAAUGACUUCUAUUAUUAAAAAAAUACUAGUUAAGAGAGUUUACUUGAUUUAUUAGUUUUUCAUUAAAAUGUAUGAAUAACAAAUGUAAAAUUUUAUAUUUAACGCACAAUAUUCCAUAUGAAUAAUUCAGUAUAUUUAUAUGAAGAUGUGUGAUAUGUUUUGUUUCUUUUAAAAAUAGCUUGUUUUAGAACAAGAUUGUAAUAAGAAAUAAUAUAAAAUAUUAACAAGUACGUUUUCUUACAGAUCUGCGACAGACGGAUAAUUUGCAUAAAGAAAGAUUUUAAUAUAUUUAGGCGCUAAAAUAGCAUAAAUCUUCUUGAAAAGAAAGAAAGGAAUAGACACGAGUUGGUACUAACAUUUUUCUAUUUCGUGUAGUGAAACUUAAUGUAUAUUUUUUUAUAACAUAUUUAUAUGCAUUUAUAUAUUAUCUAGUUGUAGUCAUGAAAACAUACAUAUGUAUCAGUGUUACAAACUAACAUUGUUACGAAGUAAUUUUGUAUAAAAUUUUAAAAAAUGGU
Molecule: messenger RNA, 2906 nt
Organism: Monomorium pharaonis (pharaoh ant)
Lineage: Eukaryota; Metazoa; Arthropoda; Insecta; Hymenoptera; Formicidae
Gene: dgt6
Exons: 9
Coding region: 371-2329 (652 amino acids)
Biological process (GO): spindle assembly
Cellular component (GO): HAUS complex; mitotic spindle microtubule
Molecular function (GO): microtubule binding
Source: RefSeq, a predicted model, not a curated record